CCCAGAUCCACCGCAACCCUUAGCAGAAUAAAGCACUUACUGAAGUUGAAUGAAUGGAAGUAAAACUCGGCUAACACAAGACAAGAAAAGUCCGGGUUUCUCCUGCGAGCGGAAAUUCCUUUAGCUGUCUGGCUACGCUACAUUCACUAAAUUUAACAAAAGACUAGUGAAGAGAAGACCUUGGUUUGCAGAUCUUUACUAAACACAUGCCUGGCUUGAAAAUUCCUUCACGAACAGGAAACAGCAUCUAGCUAGCCUCGCAAUUAUCAACACACCCAUUUCAGAAUCCUGGUGUGGUGGUGUGUCAGACAUGAUUGCUUAAUGCACCAGCAUCUGAAAGAUUAUAUCUCAUUGAUGCUUGGAGGUGAAUGAUAGUCUGCAACUCAACCAACAUCAGCUCCCCUUGAAAACUGCUCUUGCUGAUCAGCUGCUUCCUCUGCUGUUUUGUCAUCUGGAAAUCUCCAGCCCUGAAGCAUGUCUCAGAAAUACCCCUACACGAACACAGGGGAUGACUUUCUAUCACAUCAACACAUAUAUACAGAUUCAUACCAGAGACAAUCCAAUACGUACCGGCCAAGUGUUAGAUCCUCGUCUCAGGAGCAAAAAUGCUCUACAACAUUUUCCAACCGAGCUGUAGACUCUCCUGUCAACUUACCCGGGAUGGCUUUGUCAUUUCUUCACAGCUGUGGACUGGACUCGAGUGACCUUGCCCACCUUGCAGAACUUCCUGAGCAUCUCAUCACAGUCGAGACGCUUCCCAAACUGCUUUUACAGGUCAAAGAACGUAAAUUAUCCAGCACUUCAUCAUCUAGGCCCAGCACAAGUCAGCCUCUUGACAAUACCUCAACUCGUGCCUGGGAGGGUAGCAGCCACACCAAACCUGUCGAAUAUCCGAUCGAUCGACCUGCGCACCCAGUGUACCCUCUUCCUCCAGAGCAAGUUCAAACCUGGCAAGACCGCUGGGGGAAUCCUCGACGAAGGAGUUCUUUAACCACCGGUACCAGCGGUUCCAGCAGUAAAAGCAGCAGUGCUCCAGACUACAUCGUCUCCAAGGACAAUGACCCAUAUAGCAAUACCACAGACUCACCAGAGGCCUCGUCACGCACUUUUGUUGAUUUCGGACCGAGGCCUCUCCUUUCUCUGAGAUUAGAGCCACCUGUUAUCGUGCCUACUAGGAAGGAGGCCUCAGACUACAAUUGCAAAAUUCCCCCGGCUUUUCCUCAUGUGUGUUGUCUCUGUGACAUUUCUAUCCAUUCUACAAAGGACUGGCUUUUUCAUGUUCGAGGAAGUGAGCAUGCUAAAGGUCAACUUCAUCUUGUGAGAAAUUACCCAAAGUGGGAUCAGACUGUUGAAUCUGCGAGAAGGAAUGAAAGCUCAGAAGUUUACAAAGUGCCAACCAGGAAGGAGGCCUCAGACUUCAAUGGCACAGUUCCCCCAGUUUUUCCUUACUUGUGUGUUCUCUGCAACAUCACUGUCUUUUCUGAAAAGGACUGGUCUGUUCAUAUUACAGGUGGUCAGCAUGCUCAGAGCCAGCUUGACCUUAUGGGAAAGUACCCAGAGUGGGAUGGGACUGUUCGAUCUUCUAGAAGAAAUGAUGGUCACACCUCCACUGACAUAAGAGAUGAAGCCUCAAUCGAAAAUACUUCAGACAAGAAGAAGUCACAAGUGAAAGAUGAACUGAGUUCUCGAGUUGUGAGCUUCACACCAUUACCUGUUGGAGAAGGGAUCACUGCAGAGUUGACCACCAUUGCUAAACAUUUUGGAUCUGUCAAAAGAUCCUUGUUUCUGACAAACCGGGGUUUUGUGGAAAUGACUUGUUUAACAGGUGCCAAGAAAUUGGUUGAACACUACUCAGCCAAUCAACUGAAAUUAAAAGGCAAAUUAAUUCAAGUCACUUUCUCUUGUGAAUAUAACUCACUAAGAGAGGCAGAAGUUGGUGACAAAACGCAAUCCCGGAGCUCUAACACCCACAGAAGAUCAAGCCCAAGCAGGCACAGCAUUCAGAAGGACUCUCCUAGUCCCAGGAGAAGACGUUCAUCAGAGAAAACUCAUUCUGGGCCCAAGAGAAAACGUUCAUCAGAGAGGACUCAUUCUAGCCCCAAAAGAACACGCUCCUCAGAGAGGACUCAUUCUAGCCCCAAGAGAAGACGCUCGUCAGAGAGGACUCAUUCUAGCCCCAAAAGAACACGCUCAUCAGAGAGGACUCAUUCUAGCCCCAAAAGAACACACUCGUCAGAGAGGACUCAUUCUAGCCCCAAGAGAAAAUGUUCAUCAGAGAGGACUCAUUCUAGCCCCAAAAGAACAUGCUCAUCAGAGAGGACUCAUUCUAGCCCCAAAAGAACAUGCUCAUCAGAGAGGACUCAUUCUAGCCCCAAAAGAACAUGCUCGUCAGAGAGGACUCAUUCUAGCCCCAAGAGAAGAUGCUCUUCAGAGAGAACCCACUCUUCUAGGAGUCGCCAUGUAAAAGAGCGAGAAGAUUCUCAAAAACCCAAGGAGAGCUCUAGUACUUCCUCACAUUCCUGCCAUUCCUCAAGCUCUGCUGCUAAAGAUGAAGCUACAAAAUCAAGUGCAGAUGCAGGAGAAAAGAGAAUUGUGAGCAACGACUAUCUUGAAAGGAUAGAUUCAGACAGUGACCUUGAAGGGAUAGAAGUGAUAGCAGAUGAUGGUGAAGAAUUGGUGCAUGACAUUGAUGAUUAUGAGCCCACAACAAGUGACCAGGAAAAUUUACCAUCAAUGGAUAUAACAAAUGUUCACCCAAUGGAACAAGUCAAAACUGGAAAAUAUUCUCCAAAUGCUGAUACAUCAGAAACAUCAAACAGUAUGCCGGAGGGCCAAAAGUUUGAAGAACACGAAGACCAGGAAUUAAAGGAGGAGGAACAUGACUUCCCCAAGAUCCUUGAAAAUUGUGUGACCUUAGAUGAGUUCACAGAAGAAAAUUUUUCAGAUUCUCAAGAAUCAGAUGAACCGAACCCCUCAAUCCAAAAAACUGAGGACUCAUCAGAAGAAGUAACCACAUGCACAAAUCCUGUCUCCUAUACAAAGCAAAGUGAUAAAGAAUCCGAAUCACCAACAAAAGAAAGUACCAGCAAAACAACUGCAGAACCCAACACUUCAGAGAACCUAGAAGACGCUGUUGAUCAACCUAAAGAGGAACAGGACACUGAGAGAGUGACCGACGACCUCAAGGAAACCUUUGGCAAAGUCCUUGAGGUCAGAAAUCUACCAAGCGCUGAAGACUAUGCAGACUCUGACUUUAUGAAGAUCAUAAAGCGAUAUGGAGACGUAACCCACCAUGUAUUGUUUCGCAGUUGCAAAAAGGGGUUUAUUGAGAUGGCGCUCACAUCUGAUGCUGAGAGAAUCGCAGCUGAUUCUAAAAAUCAAGAUAUUGUACUACGCGGUAACAUCUUGAAGAUUAAAGUGUCUGAGAAAUACUGCCGUCUACCAGGAGAAAGUUUUAGUGUUGAUUCUGAUGAUGAAGAAAUCAGAAAAGGAGAAAUAUCUAAGGAGUCCAAUAAUAAGCAGCAGAGUGAUGCACUAAAUGGUAACACAGAAUCUUUAAACGAUUCUCUCAAAACAAAUGACCCAGUAGGAACUGAGUUUGUCCGGCCUGUGGUGGGCUACUUCUGUAACCUGUGCAAUGUCAUCUAUGCCAGUGAAGAGGAAGCAAAAGACGAGCACUGCAGAAGUACUGCACACCGUGAGAAAGUGAAGGAACACAAGGAAAGAAGUGGCUCUGUGGAAACUAAAAAGUAAUGUUUACAUAACGGAAAGGCUGUGAGAGAAAGAGGACAGAUUCAAGGGUGCAGAGUAGAGCGGGCCCCGCUGACCCUAAGCCAAAUGAAAACUGGUAGGAGGGUGGUACAACCAGUCAUGGGCCUGACUGGAAAGACUUCCGGUUGCCCCAAUUAGUGCAGAAAAUAGGGAGAGGUGUCAGCCUUCUCUUCUUGUCAUCAUAGACUGCCCUGUACCAUAAAUGUGUGUUUUAAUAAUAAAACAAUUUUGCAGGAACAA
Ictalurus punctatus (channel catfish) is the source of this 4011-nucleotide messenger RNA. RefSeq names its product matrin-3. Gene Ontology annotation, cellular component: nucleus. The transcript has 24 exons. Gene Ontology annotation, molecular function: RNA binding; zinc ion binding. NCBI's taxonomy places the organism in Eukaryota, Metazoa, Chordata, Actinopteri, Siluriformes, Ictaluridae. The record is from RefSeq and is a predicted model, not a curated record. Bases 475 to 3753 code for a protein of 1092 amino acids.